ACAGUAACUUUUUUGCACAAACCCCUGCUCAUCUAGUCAUUUGUCUUGUCUUGGGAUUUAUCCUGCCUUGGGAUGGCAAUUGGAGAUGCAGUGAGAAACUGUUGUCAGAGGUUCUGGAACCCUCCUAAAAACCCAAAUGUCCGGAUCAGUUUGCCAGCUGUUUGCUUUGUUUGGCAAACUGCCAUGAUCGUUCUUUUUGGAGUGUUUGUGCGUUAUGAUGAAGAGUCUGAUGCUCACUGGACCGUAUAUAAGAAGGAGCAUAAUAUUUCACUUGAUGCUGACAAUGAUUUCUACUACAGAUAUCCAAGUUUCCAAGAUGUGCACGUCAUGAUCUUUGUGGGUUUUGGCUUCCUCAUGACUUUUUUGAAGCGCUACAGCUUUGGUGGAGUGGGCUUCAACUUCCUUAUUGGUUCUUUUGGGCUGCAGUGGGCCAUAGUGAUGCAAGGCUGGUUCCACUCACUGGACCAUACGGAUGGCAAGAUUAAGAUUGGAGUAGAAAAUAUCAUCAAUGCUGACUUCUGUGUGGCGGGGUGCCUAAUCGCAUAUGGAGCUUGUUUGGGAAAAGUCAGUCCUGUACAGCUGAUGGUGUUAACUCUGUUUGGAAUCACCUUAUUUUCAGUAGAAGAGUACAUCAUCCUCCAUCUUUUGCAUGUCAGAGAUGCUGGUGGCUCCAUGGUCAUCCACACCUUUGGAGGAUAUUAUGGUCUGACAAUAUCAUGGAUACUCUAUCGACCAAAGUUACACCAGAGCAAACAUCUCCAUGGAUCUGUUUACCACUCUGAUGUCUUUGCUAUGAUUGGUACCCUCUACCUCUGGAUGUACUGGCCCAGUUUCAACUCUGCCAUUUCAACUCAUGGAGAUGGGCAACAUCGAGCUGCCAUCAAUACAUACCUGGGCCUGGCAGCUACCGUCCUCAGCACCUUCAUGGUAUCCAGCCUUUCUGCCAAGAAAGGCAAAUUAGACAUGGUUCAUAUCCAGAAUGCCACUCUGGCUGGAGGUGUUGCAUUGGGAACAGCAGCUGAAUUUAUGAUCACACCCUAUGGUUCACUUAUUGUUGGCUUCCUCUGUGGGAUCCUCUCCACCAUUGGCUACCUAGUGUUCAGUCCAUUCAUGGAGAAAUAUCUAAAGAUCCAAGACACAUGUGGGAUCCAUAAUUUACAUGCUAUGCCAGGUGUCCUUGGUGGAGUUGUAGGCGCCAUUACAGCUGCUGCUGCCUCUGAGUCUGUCUAUUCACGUGAAGGACUGAUCAACACAUUUGGUUUUACGGGAAAAUAUGAAAAAAGGACUCCAAAUAUACAGGGAGGCUAUCAGGCUGCUGGUCUUUGUGUGGCUAUCGCCUUUGGAAUAGUAGGUGGAGCAGCAGUGGGUUUUAUCCUGAGACUGCCUUUAUGGCAAGACCCAGCUGAUGAUAACUGCUUUGAUGAUGAAGUGUACUGGGAGCUGCCUGAAGAUGAAGAAAGUAUCCCCCCAAUCCUGGAAUACAGCAACCAAAUGGCCAACAAGCGUCCUGACACAUAUAUGUCUGAGUCCAACUUCAGCGUCGAGCAGAGCUAAUCACAUUUGGGAAAAUUCUGCAGAGAUGAUGCCGAUAAGAUCAGUGCUGAAUGAAGUCUGUUGGAUGAGGUCUUGGCAACAGGAAAUCUAAGAUGGAAUAGCAUUUUCUUGAUUUAAUAGCCAAACUGAAACAAAACCAGUUUAAUCUGAAAACCUGUGAAAAUUACCAGGUGUCAUAAUGAUAAUCGCUUAAUUAACAUUUUUAUGUAUGUUUGUAUGUUCUGUAUUUAUGUAUGUAUGUAUGUUUACACACACACACACACACACACAGAUACUAUUGAAAUGCACACACAGUGAAAAACCAUUAUUGUAAAAAAAAAGUAUAUUUGAUGGCUGAUCACUGACUAAUGUAGGUUUUUCAUGAAACAAGUAGCACAUUUUGUUUAAUGAAGAUAUGUACAAAAGCUGAGAUUAUCUUUUUCUGCUCUCCAGGAUUUAAGGGUUGAGGCUCUAUUACUGCUCUUUUUGUGUGAUAUUUAUUCAGAUUUUGUAUUUUAUUGUAUUUUCAGUUUUGUGAAUUUGAUUUUGAUUAAUAUCUUAUACAUGCAUUAUUAUUAUUAUUAU
Messenger RNA from Neoarius graeffei (lesser salmon catfish), 2118 nucleotides. RefSeq names its product Rh family, C glycoprotein a (gene rhcga). Gene Ontology annotation, molecular function: ammonium channel activity. Gene Ontology annotation, cellular component: plasma membrane. The coding region runs from base 73 to 1554 and encodes 493 amino acids. Gene Ontology annotation, biological process: ammonium homeostasis; ammonium transmembrane transport. The record is from RefSeq and is a predicted model, not a curated record. The transcript has 11 exons. NCBI's taxonomy places the organism in Eukaryota, Metazoa, Chordata, Actinopteri, Siluriformes, Ariidae.